AUGAAAUUAUUAAUUUAUUUAUUUAUUUUAACAUUUUAUAAAACUAUUGUAUUAACACAAACCCCAUCAACACAUCUUGAUGUUGACAUUACAAUUUAUGAUCAACUUCCAUUGUAUAAUAAUAAUUUUGAACCAGAAACUGGGUCAUUAACAAAGAAUUUAGUUCAAACAACAUUGGGAUCUGAUGGUUUACCAGUUUUAAAUUCAUAUUCAAAUUUAACAUAUUCAAACAAAAAUGGUAGAAUGUAUUCACCAGAGUUAUUUAAAUAUUUCUUUGCUCCAAAUCAAAUUUCAAAUACAACUUUCAAUUGUGGUAGAAAUUUUCCAAUUAAAAAACAACUUAAAUUACUAAGAACCGCAAGUGGUAAUUAUAUUUAUGAUAAUGAUUUCUUUUUCCCAAUUGAUUAUGAAGGUUUUGAUACAGAUCCAGCAAAUCGUAUUUAUAAAGAUGAUGAAAGUACAAAUAAGACAUAUCAUAAUUAUCAUUUUUGCUUUCAAUUUGAUAAUCGUUUUUUAUUUAAAGGUAAUGAAACAUUUAAAUUCACUGGUGAUGAUGAUGUAUGGGUAUUUAUUAAUAAACAAUUAGUCGUUGAUUUGGGUGGUACACAUCCAGCUGCAUCUUCAUCUGUCGAUCUUUCAACACUCGGUUUAACAGUUGGUAAAGUUUAUCCAUUCAAUUUCUUUUAUUGUGAAAGACAUACAUCAAGAUCAACAAUUCGUAUUGAAACUUCAUUAGAGUUAUAUUGUGAUAAGUAUGAUUAUUGUGGUGUUUGUAAUGGUGAUGGUAGUACAUGUUGCAAUCCAAUAACAGAUUGUAAUGAUGAUGAUUUAUGCACAAAUGAUGUUUGCCCACCAUCAGACACUGUCAUUGACCCAAGUCUUCCAAUUAGUUUCUAUUGUCAACAUCACCCAACUCCAGAUCCAUUAGUAAGUGAUAAAUGUUUUGAAAGUGUUUGUAAUUCAACCACUGGUAGUUGGUUUUUAAAUGCAACAAUUUGUGUUGAAAAAGAGGGAUUAAUUAAUACUGGCUGUGACGGAAAUACAGGUUGUAUUUAUGAACCUCCAACUCAAACACCAACUGAAACACCAACUCAAACACCAACUGAAACACCAUCACAAACCCCAACUGAAACACCAUCACAAACCCCAACCGAAACUCCAUCACAAACUCCAACUUGUACUCAACAUCCAACACCAACACCAACUUGUACUGAACAUAUCAAAACACCAAAACCAACACCAACUCCAACAUGUACAAAACAUCCAAAACCAACACCAACAUGCACUGAACAUACUAAAACACCAAAACCAACAAAAACACUAAAACCAACACCAACACCAAAACCAACACAAACUCCAAAAGUACCACAAUGUGGAAAAUGUGAAAAAUUAAGUUCAUGUAAAACUUAUUGUGAAAAGAAGGAUUGUGAUGAUUGUCAAAGAGAACUUGAUGGUUAUAAAUUUGAUAGAUGUAAAACCUAUAGUUGUGAUCCAAUCAAAGGUUGUAUAAAAACUGAUAAAUGUAAACAAGGUAAUGACCCAUGUCUUAAACCAGUUUGUAAUCAAUAUACAGGUUUCUGCAGUCAAGAAAGAGUAGUUAGUGAUAAAUGUAAAUGUGAUGAUAAAGGUAAAAAAGGUUUUGGUUUAGGUAUUGGAAUCGGUAUUAAUGCUUAA
Molecule: messenger RNA, 1674 nt
Organism: Dictyostelium discoideum AX4
Lineage: Eukaryota; Evosea; Eumycetozoa; Dictyosteliales; Dictyosteliaceae
Gene: psiA
Product: prespore-cell-inducing factor
Exons: 3
Coding region: 1-1674 (557 amino acids)
Biological process (GO): signal transduction
Cellular component (GO): extracellular region
Source: RefSeq, a predicted model, not a curated record